Messenger RNA from Mugil cephalus (flathead mullet), 5880 nucleotides. RefSeq names its product CCR4-NOT transcription complex, subunit 3b (gene cnot3b). Lineage: Eukaryota; Metazoa; Chordata; Actinopteri; Mugiliformes; Mugilidae. The transcript is spliced from 19 exons. Gene Ontology annotation, biological process: regulation of DNA-templated transcription; nuclear-transcribed mRNA poly(A) tail shortening; regulation of stem cell population maintenance. The record is from RefSeq and is a predicted model, not a curated record. Gene Ontology annotation, cellular component: P-body; nucleus; CCR4-NOT core complex. Bases 209 to 3160 code for a protein of 983 amino acids.
GGCAUCGGAGGAGGAGGUGUUCCUGGUAGCCAUCUUGGAUGUGCGGAGUGAUUGUUUAGCGAGAAGAAUUGACAUUUUUUAAAUAGAAAAUAAGCAUUUAUACUGAAUCGCUGAAGAAUUAACGGAGCGGAGGCGACCGAGGAAAGCGAUCGUAGCUCGGAAAGAUCCAGUGAAAGAAGGCAUGAAGACAUCAUCCUAGUCGUCAGUCAUGGCCGAUAAAAGGAAACUUCAAGGAGAAAUAGAUCGAUGUCUGAAAAAAGUAGCGGAGGGAGUAGAACAGUUUGAAGACAUUUGGCAAAAGCUUCAUAACGCAGCCAACGCCAACCAGAAGGAGAAAUAUGAAGCAGACCUCAAGAAAGAGAUUAAAAAGCUCCAGCGUCUUCGAGACCAGAUCAAGACGUGGGUGGCAUCCAACGAGAUCAAAGACAAACGGCAGCUAGUAGAGAACCGCAAACUCAUAGAGACGCAAAUGGAGCGGUUCAAGAUCGUGGAAAGAGAAACGAAGACGAAGGCGUACUCUAAAGAAGGGCUGGGUCUGGCCCAGAAGGUGGAUCCGGCCCAGAAGGAGAAGGAGGAGGUCGGCACGUGGCUCACGAACACGAUCGACACGUUGAACAUGCAGGUCGACCAGUUUGAGAGUGAAGUGGAGUCUCUGUCGGUUCAGACCAGGAAAAAGAAAGGAGACAAGGAGAAGCAGGACCGGAUUGAGGAGCUGAAGAAGUUCAUCGAGAAGCAUCGGUACCACAUCCGGAUGCUGGAGACCAUCCUCCGGAUGCUGGACAACGACUCGGUGCAGGUGGACUCGGUCAGGAAGAUCAAGGACGACGUGGAGUAUUACCUGGACUCGUCUCAGGAUCCGGACUUUGAGGAGAACGAGUUCCUCUACGACGACCUGGACCUGGAAGACAUUCCUCAGUCGCUCGUGGCCCCGUCUCCACCGGGACACUCGCACCUGGAGGACGAGAUCUUCCAGCCGUCCAGCAGCACCCCCACCUCCACCACCUCGUCCUCACCCAUUCCCCCGUCACCCGCCACUUGCACUACAGAGAACUCAGAGGACGACAAGAAGAGGGGACGUUCAACAGAUAGUGAAGUUAGCCAGUCACCUGUUAAGAAUGGAAACCCCUCCUCCUCGUUAUCCUCCUCUUCCUCCUCCUCCUCGUCCUCCUCCUCCUCAUCGUCCUCCUCCUCUUCUUCCUCCGUCUCGGGACUGACCUCAUCCUCACUGGUCUCUAUGGCGACCAUCUCUGUGGGGGGAGGAGGAAGCGGCGGCGGCGGCGGUGGGAGCGGGGCCGGCGGCGGCUCCGGGGGCAACGGGCAUCACGGCAACUCUGGGAACCUCCUCCUCUCCAACACUUCCGCCGGCAGCUACAGCAACGCCACCCAGCAGCAGCUCCACCCCCAGCAGCAGCAGCAGCAGCAGCAGGCCAAAAACUCAGCGAGCUCCUCCUCUUCCUCCUCCUCCUCCUCCUCCUCCUCCGCCUCCUCCGCCCCCAUCUCCAUCCCCAGCUCCUCCACCAACAGCCACCCCUUCUCCUCGUCCUCGGCCUCCUCGCCGCCCAACGUCAGCGCGCAGGGGCUGUUCACGUCCAGCUCCCAGCCGCCGCCGCCGACGCCGCCGCCGCCGUCGGGUCCCGCGUCCUCCUCCAACAGCCUGGGCCUCAGCCUGGGUCUGUCCCUGGGGGGGAAAGGGGGCGUGUCCGGCUCCAUCGCCACCAGCCCCAUAUCCGGGAGCCUGGGCCUGUCGGGGAUGCCGGCGUCCCUGGGCGCCAUGGCGAGCCUCCUGUCGGGCUCCACCCCAGCGCCGUACGCGCAGGCGGCCGCCUCCGGCGCCGUGGGCUCGGGGUUGCCGGGCUCCCUGGGGGGCGUCAGCACCUCCUCCUCCUCCACCAGCAGCAGCAGCUUCGUGGGCUCCAUCGGCGGCGGGAGCAUCGCGGUCGGCGGCCCGACGUCCUCCACGGGGGGGCUGCUCGGGACGGCGCCGGGCGGCGGCGGCGGCGUGGGCAGCAUCGGCUCCGGGAUCCUCGGCCUGGGCUCCGGUCAGUCCGGGCUGCAGGGAUCCUCUCUGGUCUCGUCGAGCCCCGUGGGGAGUUUAGCGCCGGGCGGCGGCGGCGGCGGCGUGGGAGUCAUCGGGAGCAACGGAGGCAGCUCAGGAUCAGCGGGGAGCGGAGUGGUGGGCGGGAACUCGGCGCUGUCGGUCCGACCGCCGAGCAGACAGAAGCAGAACGGUAGCACUAGUUACAGCGCUGUAGUAGCAGACAGCACGACAGACUCCGCCCUCAACAGUGCCAGCCAAUCACAAAGCAGCCAACCCUCGUCUUUGACCUCCACAGCCAAUCAGCCUAAAGACACUGGUUCCAGUUUACUCGGCUCUCUGAGUUUGUCGUCCAGUUCCCCGUCUCCGGCCUCCUACAGCGAGGCCAAGGCGGUGAGCGGCGGCGGCGGCGGCGGCGGCCUCCUCAACGGACCGAUGUCCUACUCUCAGUCCUCCGACAGCAUCAAGCCCCAAGAGCCUCUGAGCAGCCUCAAGUCCAUGGCCGAGAGAGCGGCCCUCAGCUCAGGGAUAGAGGGGGACAUGUCCUCCCUGCACCUCAGCCAAGACAUCUUCCCCACCAGCACUACUACUCCAUCGGGCCCCCCCUCUGCACCCCAGCCUUCGUUGUCAGAGGUCAGCAUCCCCCCGUCGUUGGGGGUGUGUCCGCUGGGACCGGUCCCUCUGUCCAAAGACCAGCUCUACCAACAGGCCAUGGAGGAGGCGGCGUGGACGCACAUGCCGCACCCGUCCGACUCCGAGAGGAUCAGGCAGUACCUGAUGAGGAACCCCUGCCCCACCCUGCCUUUCCACCACCAGGUGCCACCGCCUCACUCCGACACCGUGGAGUUCUACCAGAGGCUUUCCACAGAAACCCUCUUCUUCAUCUUCUACUACCUGGAGGGCACUAAGGCCCAGUAUCUGGCAGCCAAAGCCCUGAAGAAGCAGUCGUGGAGGUUCCACACAAAAUACAUGAUGUGGUUUCAGAGGCACGAAGAGCCCAAGACCAUCACUGAUGAGUUUGAGCAGGGAACAUAUAUUUACUUUGACUAUGAGAAAUGGGGCCAGCGGAAGAAGGAGGGAUUCACGUUCGAGUACCGGUACCUCGAAGACCGAGACCUCCAGUGACCUGAACAGCUGAGAACGAGGCAGAGAGACGGACGGACGGAUGGACGGACGGACGGAGAGCGAAUUAAACCAAUGAAGAAGAAGAAGAAGAAGAAGGGGGUGAUCCAACUGCUGACAUUCCUGGAUUUGUCCUCAAGUCACGUCAGAAAAUGGAGACAUGAAAACCGAAGGGACGGGGAAAACAACUCCUCUCUUCUCCCUCCAUCUUUAGGCUUUUUUUUAAUUAUUAUUAUUAUUAUUAUUAUAAUUAUUAUUAUUCCCAACCUGGACAAACCUGGACACACACACACACACACAAUGAGACGAUCAUGAGUUUUUUUUUUUAUUAUUAUUAUUAAUAUUUUUUGUGUGUUACGUUGGCUUUAAAGACUUCUAUAUCAGCCCGUUAAGGACCAAAGACGAUGGGUUAGCCGAACCAGAUGUGCAGGAAUCAGCUGGUUUCACUUUUUUAAAAAAAAAAAAAAAAAACAGGUGAGACGUCGUUAAAUAAUUAAAUGGAAUCAGGACGAAGGAGGAGAUCUGCUUCUUGUUCUUCGUCCUGAUUCAAUUUUAGCGUCCGACAUCAACCAGCAGCUACGUGGCUAAACGUUACAGGUCUUUCGCUUUCUCACGCACUUAACUUUAUUUUUACGAGGUCGUUUUUGGCGAAGCUUUGACAUGUUUCUGAUGUUUUGCAUCUAAAAAUAUCCUGUCCGCUCCCAUCUUCCCAAGGUGGAACAGGCGGCGCGGCUCCAAAAAGGAAACAAAUUCACACAAAAAUAAAUAAAUAAUAAAAACUAGAAGCUGCUCACAUCUGUUCAGGCAGAAUAUUUAAUGCAGGAAACACCUGGAGCUCACACUUAAUUCUAAUAAGUUUGGAAGGUGUUUUUACUCUCUUUCCAAUAAGGGACAUGCUAGCUGGAGCUAGUUAGCUUAGCUUAGCUUAGCAUUAAGAGUGGAAACAGCUAGACUGAAUUACCAGCAUCUCUUUAGCUUGUUUGAUUGUUGAGUUGUGUUUUUGUGUGUGUGUGUGUGUGUGUUGGAUUAUUCCUUCUUUUAUAUCAAUUUAAAAAAUGUGUGUUUCCCAUCUUGGUGCUAAGCUAAGCUAACCAGCUGCUAGCAUUACACUCAGAUUGUCUCCUAAAUUGCCCAAGGCAAAAGUCAACGACCUGAGCAGCUCCUAAGUCUCCCACUAGUGUGUUUAUUGUCAUAGGCUAGAAUAGCUAGAGCUGCUUAGCUUAGCUUAGCAUAAAGCGUGAAAGCAGCUAGACUUAUUUCUAGCACUGUGUGACAAAAGCUAUGCCAAAUUAAACCAAACAAGUUUUUUAAACUUUAUUUUGUAUUAAACAAAACAAAUGUUUUCCUGUUUAGUCUUGAUGCUAUGCUAAGCUAACCAGCUGCUAGCAUUGUCCCCCAGACAGUUUUCAAAAAUGUAACAGCUAGCCUGAUUACUGGCACACCUAUGACAAUAACUAACACAGUUUUUGUACUAAUUGAACAAAAAAAGUUUCUUUGCUUACCAUCUUGAUGCUAAGCUAACUAGCUGCUAGCAUUAGCAUCAGGUUGUUUCCUAAAUCUUAAACUAUGUGAGAGUGAGCAGCUCCAACUAUAACCGACGAGACUGAGCAAGAGACGAUUGGAUCGAUAACUCUUCAUAUGUAGACGGAGCUACUUAGCUUAGCAUAAAGAGUGGAACCAGCUAGCCUGAUUACCAGCACAUCUGUGACAGUAACUAACGCCCCAUAAAACCACAUGAACAUUUUUCUUUUUUUUUUCUUUUUUUUUUACACUUUAGUUUUUGUACAAAUUGAACAAAACAAAAGUUUCUGGUCUUGGUGCUAAGCUAAGCUAAGCUAACCAGCUGCUAGCACUAGCCUCAAAUUGUUUCCAAAAUGUCGAACCGUGUGAGAGCGACGGACAGUUUGUUAGUUUCCCAUUAGCCUCCCAUCUCCUUUUCCUACCUCCUCCUUCUUCCCCUUCCUCCUUCUUUUCCUCCCUUCCUCCUUCCUUUCCUCCCUCUUCCUCCCUCCUCUUCUUCCUUCUCCACGUUUACACUGAAAUGCUUCGACCGACUUCAUUCACUCCCCCCCCUCCCCCUCAUGCCAGGUAGAUAUUUCCUUUAUUUCUCAGGAAGUAUUUGAUAGAUCAUUUUAAGAGGAAAUUUAUCCACCAGCAGCUUCUUCGUCUCAAUGAACCCAGUCAUUUUUCUCCUUCUUUUUUUAAAAAACCAGUGAAGAGAGGCCGUCUCUAGAUCUGUUGAAACCAUUAGAAAAGCCAGAGGAGAACCAGAGGACUCCCCCACUCCCCCUUGUCCUCGUCCUCGUCCCCGUCCUCUUCUUUAUUUGGAGUUCAGUAACUUCUCAGCAGGAGUGUUUUUUUUAUAACCAAACACAACUCGACACGCGAUCACCAGACUGACAGUCCUGCUUUUUAAUCUUUUUGUUUACUUUUUGGACGAGUGGAAAGAGAGACGAGAGGUCGACCCCCGUGUCCCCCUCCAGUGUCCCCCCCACCACCACCACCACACCCUCCGUCUCGGUCUCGUUGUACAGACUCUCGUCCUCCAAACCUCUCCUUCUUUUGUUGUCGUUGUUGUUAUUCUUCUCAUGUCUUUUUGUUUGUUGUUGUCGUCAGACAGCAUGAAAUAAUGACACUUGCAAAGUGACGCUGAAAAAGUAAAUAAUGACAUAACCGUGAAUAAAGGAUUGUAAAAUAUUAAUAAAAGAAUUACUUUUCAGAAA